AUUGGUUCAUAUUGUUUUCCAAGCUUAAUGGAUUGGUUAUAUUAUUGAAGACGGACUGAUUCGGUCGGUAAAUACAAUAAUUCAUUUUAGUUUCAUUGGACAAUAUUUUUGACUAUUCAGUAAAUUCCGUUGGUUUGUGAAGAAUAUAAUAGCACUUCGUUUUUGUUUGUAAUGUUACAUACAAUUUUUUACCUUAUGUGUAGGUAAUGGAACACAAAAUACAAAUACCAUAACGUUUUCUUAAAGUUGAGUUUGUGUAAACGUAAUGUUUUACGUCACACUAUUCUGACAUGCGCACAACAGCGGGAAACUGAUGUCAAAUUAAAUGAAAUCAGUUGAAAAGUAAUGUCCGCCAGUUGCGGUCGGCUACGAAACAUCUUGAUGUAAUAAAUUUACGAUUUAUAUUUAUUUUGUUUCGUUCCUAAACCUAAAAUCGUGUUAUUCUAGUUGCAAAUAUUGUGCAUUUGUGUCGACGGUACAGAGUUCUUCUUUUACGGAUUUACUCGAACAGGUGAUGUCGAUAAGGGCUCUUCGAAUGGAUCGAUAUCGGUGACUUUGAGUUGGGGCGAAAAAUACGAAAAGUAAAGGGUUGUUAUCAUGGAGAAGUCCGCUCGGCCGCGGACAGCUCUCAAUGAGUGUGUGAAGGUGGUGGUUCGAUGUCGGCCGCUCUCGGAGAAGGAAAAGAAUGAGGGCUACGAGGAGGUGAAGAAGAAACGCACAGAGCAGACUUGGUAUGAGCGGCUGUCCACUAAGACUCCGGUGGACAAAAAAGCAUGUGAUGUCCGAUUACAGGUGGUGAAGGUAUGGCCGGAGCGCGGCGCCGUGCAGGUGUACAGCCCCAAGGGGCAGGACAAGAUGUUCACGUACGACGCCGCCUACGACUGCACUGCCGACACUCAGACCAUGUACGAUGAAAUGGUUCGACCGCUGGUGGCGUCCGUUCUGGACGGGUUCAAUGGCUGCGUGUUCGCGUACGGGCAGACCGGCACGGGCAAGACGCACACCAUGGAGGGCACGGCCGACCACGAGGGCAUCAUCCCGCGCGCCUUCCGCCACAUCUGGGCACACAUCGAGAACAGCGCCUCGCCCGACGUCACGCACCUCGUCUCCUGUUCCUACAUCGAACUCUACCUCGAGGACGUCAGGGACCUGCUCUCUAAGGACUGCAAGAAGUUGACCAUCAGGGGACAGGAGCUGAACGGGUUCUACAUCCCGGAGAUGACGUCCGUGGUGUGCAAGAGCGCGGCGGAGAUGGUGCGCGUGAUGCGCGCCGGCAACCGCAACCGCGCGGCCGGCCGCACCGACAUGAACGAGCACUCCUCGCGCAGCCACGCCGUCUUCCUCGUCACCGUCGAGACCGCGCACCGCAAGACCAACAGGAUACGGGUGGGUAAACUGAACCUGGUGGACCUGGCGGGCAGCGAGCGCCAGCGCAAGACUGGCGCGUCCGCCGAGCGGCUGAGGGAGGCCUCGCGCAUCAACCAGGCGCUGUCCUCGCUCGGGAACGUCAUCUCCGCGCUCGCUGAGAACAGCCCGCACGUGCCCUACAGAGACUCGAAGCUGACCCGUAUCCUGCAGGACUCGCUGGGCGGGAACAGUAAGACCAUCAUGAUCGCCAACAUCGGGCCCGCCUCGUACAACUACGACGAGACCAUCACUACACUGCGGUACGCGCACAGGGCUAAAGCGAUAAAGAACAAGCCGGUCCGCAACGAGGACCCGAAGGACGCCAAGCUGCGCGAGUACCAGGCCGAGAUAGAGCGCCUGCGCGCGCUCAUCUCGCAGCGCCGGACCAUCGACCGCCGCCCCAGGAAACUGGCCAAGCCGCGCGCGCUGCCCGCGCCCGAGGACAACUCUGAAGAGGAGACAGUCAGUAUAGAAAACGAAAACAUACUGGCCGAGUCUACGAUAGAACAAGAGAAGAAGCAGAUGGAGGAGCUAGAGCAACAGAUCCGUGCGCUGGAGGAGCGGUUGGUGCAGGGAGGCGGAGGGAAGGACCUCAUCAAUAACCUCAACGAGGCACAGCUCAUACUCGAGCAGAGGAACAGUGAGAUCACAGAGCGCAAGAAGAGGGAGGUCGAGAUGCAGCAGAAGAUAGAGCUGGAGGAGGAGACCACCGCCAUCGUCACCAACACCUUCGCCACGCUGCAGCAGGAGGUCGACCACAAGACGCAGCGGCUGAAGAAGUGCCUGGCGCGGUACGGCGGCCUGCGCGAGGAGAUGGUGGAGCAGCGCGAGGCGCACGACGCCGAGCGCCGCGACCUGGAGGCGCUGCAGGCCGCGCUCAUCGCCGAGCUGCGCCGCGGCUGCUCGUCGCAGACAGCUUCGUGCCGCUGGCCGGCCGCCCCGCCGUGCUGCGCGCGCGGUACAACGACGACACCGACGCCUGGGAGCUGCGCGACCACGCGGGUGUGGAGCCACUAACGACGCGGCCCGGGGCCGCCGGGCGCCGCCGGGGCUCCAGCGCCCGGCCCGCUCGGCGCCGCGCUGAAAACGUGUUGGACCUGACGCCCAUCCCCCUGCCGCCCACCACGCGCCUGUACUCCGCGCCGCGGCUGGCGCCCAGCCUGGCGCCCGCGCUGGCGCCGACGGGCCGCAAGGAGGAAGUGGAAGCGGUGGCCAGUGUAGCGACGGUGGCGGUGGCGGGGCGCAAGUCGGCGCGCGCGCGGCCCAGCACGGCGCACCACCGCCUGGGCACGGCCGGCGUGCGGUAGUGCGGGCCGCCCCGUGCCGCCCCGUGCCGCCCG
Messenger RNA from Spodoptera littoralis (African cotton leafworm), 2747 nucleotides. Lineage: Eukaryota; Metazoa; Arthropoda; Insecta; Lepidoptera; Noctuidae. The record is from the annotation of a GenBank genome assembly.